AUGAAAAACUUCACCUCUCCACGGAAGCUUCAAGACGUGGGGCACGGUGGAGAUACACAAGUCAAUGAAUCACUCAACAACCUUAUAUCACACUAUGCCCCAAAGAACAGAACAUACUGUGGCUCUGUUUCCCUCAGGAACCGUGUUCCGAUGGCAAUCGGUGUUCACCUCCUCGGAUACGAUGUCUUCUUUCGGCGAUUAUUCGCUAGACUGGGAAUGGAGGUUGAAGAGGGAACUGACUAUUUCCUCCGCCGAUUGCAGAAGGUGCGAGAUGAUGAGGCAGCCAAAAUAAAGAAGGUAGAGCACAAGAAGAAGCGAAAGAAAGAAAUGUAUGACAAACUACUGGAGUACCAGGAGAUGCUGAGGGAAGAUCGCGACAACAAUCGCCAAUAUAAAGCCGGCAUUGCACUUGACUCCGGUUAG
Seminavis robusta is the source of this 423-nucleotide messenger RNA. The record is from the annotation of a GenBank genome assembly. Lineage: Eukaryota; Bacillariophyta; Bacillariophyceae; Naviculales; Naviculaceae.